This is a messenger RNA of Xiphias gladius (swordfish), 4799 nucleotides long. Its product is annotated as protein NLRC3-like. The record is from RefSeq and is a predicted model, not a curated record. Gene Ontology annotation, molecular function: protein binding. The coding region runs from base 429 to 3632 and encodes 1067 amino acids. Lineage: Eukaryota; Metazoa; Chordata; Actinopteri; Istiophoriformes; Xiphiidae. The transcript is spliced from 9 exons.
AGAGCCUCUUAAACGACUUUUUUUUUUUUCUUUCUUUCUGUCUCUUAUCUUAUUUCCUCCUUCUGCCGACACUGCCGGAUAACGGUUUACGGCGGCGUCGGUGACAGUUGACCAUUUUGAAAGUAUUCCCUGCUGCAUGUGCCGUACGCCGUACGGGAUUUAAUGCUCGGUGCUCUUCAUUUACUGCGCGGUUUUUUUUUUUUUGAGGAGAGCCGUAGCAAUCACCACCGAGAAACUUGCAUCGGUGCGACGUUUCAUCUACAGGGGACAUCGUAACGGACGCUCGUCGAGCCUUCGAUGCGCACUCCUCCAAAGUGCGCAGUUUCGCAGACCUUCGUUGUUCCGUGUUCUCAGCUGUCCCGAUGAACUUGUGCCAAGCGUGUGAGCUGGAAAUGCAGUGAUCAAAACAUCAAAUAGCUGAAGAGAAAAUGUCUGAGGUUGACAGCAUUCAGUCUGCCCAGGAGCCUCCCACACAAGUGGACUCCACAUUUUUGCUGCUGGAGGAGAAUAUUUUCAGUUUUGUGAAGAAUGAACUGAAGAAGCACCAGAAAGUUCUGAGUUCAGAUUCACAAAUCUUCGAAAUGCAGAGGGAGGAUGUGGAGGUGGAUGUUGGCAUCCAAGAGGCAUUUCUGAAAAUCUUGCAGCAUUUUUUGAAGAACAUGAAGCAGGAGAAGUUGGCCAACCGUCUGCAGAGCAGAAGCCUUGCUGCACAUUGCCAGCGUGAACUGAAAUCUAAUCUGAAAAAAAAGUUCAACUGUUUGUUUGAGGGGACUGCUAAAAGUGGAAACCCAACUCCUCUGAAUCAGAUCUACACAGAGCUCUACAUCACAGAGGGAGUGGGUGGAGGGGUCAAUGAUGAACAUGAGGUCAGACAGAUUGAAAAAGCAUCCAGGACACCAAUCAAAACAGAAACGACAAUCAGAUGUGAAGACAUCUUUAAACCUUCACCUGGGAGAGAUCAACCAGUCAGAACAGUGAUGAUGAACGGAGUGGCUGGCAUUGGCAAAACAGUCUUAACACAAAAAUACACUCUGGACUGGGCUGAAGACAAAGCCAAUCAAGACAUACAGUUCACAUUCCCAUUCACUUUCAGAGAGCUGAAUGUGCUGAAAAACAAAGAGUACAGUUUGGUGAAACUACUUCAUGACCACUUCAAUGAAACCAAGGAGGCAGGAAUCUGCAAGUUUGAAGAGUUCAAGGUUUUGUUCAUCUUUGAUGGUCUGGAUGAGUGUCGACUUCCCCUCAACUUCCAAAACAAUGAGAUCUUGACUGAUGCUGAAGAAUUAACCUCGGUGGAUGUGCUGCUGACAAACCUCAUCAGCGGGAAACUGCUCCCCUCUGCUCACCUCUGGAUAACCACACGACCUGCAGCAGCCAAUCAGAUCCCGUCUGAGAUGAUUGACAUGGUGACAGAGGUGAGAGGCUUCACUGACCCACAGAAGGAGGAGUAUUUCAGAAAAAGAUUCAGAGAUGAGGAGCAGGCCGGCAGAAUUAUCUCCCAUAUCAAGACAUCACGAAGCCUCCACAUCAUGUGCCACAUCCCAGUAUUCUGCUGGAUCACUGCAACAGUUCUGGAGGAUGCCUUGAAAACUAAAAAGGUGGAUAUGCUGCCUCAGACCCUGACUGAGAUGUACGUCCACCUCCUGGUGGUUCAGUCCAAACUGAAGAACAUCAAGUAUGAUGGAGGAGCUGAGACAGAUUUACACUGGAAUCCGGGGACCAAAAACAUUAUUCUGUCUCUUGGAAAACUUGCUUUUGAGCAGUUGCAAAAAGGCAACGUGACCUUCUAUGAAUCAGACCUGACAGAGUGUGGCAUCGAUGUCAGAGCGGCCUCCGUGUUCUCAGGAGUGUUCACACAGAUCUUUAAAGAGGUGAACGGGCCAUGCCAGGAAAAGGUCUUUUGCUUUAUUCAUUUGAGUGUUCAGGAGUUUCUGGCUGCUCUUUACGUCCAUCUGAUGUUCAUCAACUCUGGAGUCAAUCUUCUGACAGAGGAACAACUGAUCUUCCAGAAGUCAACAGAAGAAAAAUCAACAAUUGAAGCAAAAUUUGCAGUGGCUCACUUCUACCAGAGUGCAGUGGACAAGGCCUUACAGAGCUCAAAUGGACACCUGGACUUGUUCCUUCGCCUCCUCCUGGGCCUUUCACUAGAAACAAAUCAGAUUCUCCUAAGAGGCUUGCAGACACAGACAGGAAGUAUCUCACAGAUCAAGCAGGAAACAGUCAGAUACAUCAAGAAGAAGAUAGAGGAGAGUCCCUCAACAGAGGGGAGCAUCAAUCUGUUCCACUGUCUGAAUGAGCUGAAUGACCAAUCUCUAUUGGAGGAGAUUCAGGGGUUCCUCAGUUCAGGAAGAAUCUCCAGUGGGAAUCUCUCUCCUGCUCAGUGGUCAGCUCUGGUGUUCAUCUUACUGACAUCAGAAAAAGAGCUGGAUGUGUUUGACCUUUGCAAAUACUCUGCUUCUGAAGGGGCUCUUCUGAGGCUGCUGCCACUGGUCAAAGCCUCCAAGAAAGCUCUGCUGAGUGGCUGUAACCUCUCAGAGAGAAGCUGUGAAGCUUUGUCCUCAGUUCUCAGCUCACAGUCUUCUAGUCUGAGAGUCCUGGACCUGAGCAACAACAACCUGCAGGAUUCAGGAGUGACGCUUCUCUCUGCUGGACUGAAGAGUCCUCAUUGUACACUGGAAACUCUCAGGCUGAGAGUGUGUAACCUCUCAGAGAGAAGCUGUGAAGCUCUGUCCUCAGUUCUCAGCUCACAGUCUUCUAGUCUGAGAGUCCUGGACCUGAGCAACAACGACCUGAAGGAUUCAGGAGUGAGGCAUCUCUCUGAUGGACUGAAGAGUACUCAUUGUAAAGUGGAAAUGCUUGGGCUGUCAGGUUGCAUGAUCACAGAGAAAGGCUGUGCCUCUAUAGCCUCAGCUCUGAGUUCCAACCCCUCCCAUCUGAGAGAGCUCGACCUGAGCUACAAUCAUCCAGGAGAGACAGAAGAGAUGCUGCUGUCUGCUGGACUGGAGGAUCCACACUGGAGACUGAACACUCUUAGGUUGGAGCCUCGCGGAGUCCGAUGGUUGACACCAGGUCUGAGGAAGUAUUUCUGUGAACUUACUCUGGAUCCAAACACGGCAAACAGAAACCUCAUACUGUCUGACAACAACAGAAAGGUGACAUGGGUCUUAAAUGACCAGUCAUACUCUGAUCACCCAGAGAGAUUUGACUACUGCUGUCAGCUGUUGUGUACGAAUGGUCUGACUGGCCGCUGUUACUGGGAGGUUGAGUGGGAGGGAGAGGAUCUUAUAUCAGUGAGUUACAGUGGUAUCAGAAGGAAAGGAGGCGUAGCCGACAGCAGGUUUGGAGGAAAUGAUCAGUCCUGGAGUCUGUGCUGCUCUGCUGGUGGUUACUCUGUCUGGCACAACAACAUAGAAAUUGUCCUGCCCUUCUCUUCCUCCUCUGACUCUAACAGAGUAUCGGUGUAUGUGGACUAUCCUGCUGGCACUUUGUCCUUCUACAAGGUCUCCUCUGACAAGCUGAUCCACCUCUACACCUUCCACUGCACAUUCACUGAACCACUCUACCCUGGGUUUGGGUUCUUGUUUGGUUUUAGAGUCUAUCCAGGUUUCUCAGUGUCUCUGUGUUCAAUGUAGAAGCUCCAAGACGUUCAGACCAACAUCAGCCCUGCAUGAAUUAUGCAGCCCUCUCAUUCAUUUGAAUGGGGCCAGUCUGGCAUAGCAGCAGGGGUGCCAACACAAAAAAACUGAACCAAGUUAAACUUUUGCUGCAACACAACCCAACGUUAUCUGGUAAAACAUUGUGGUGACCAAUCAAAUACUUCUAAGGGCAUAUUCCUGGUGAAUUAUUUUGAAACUUGAACAGCAUAUUUCUACCUUUUACCUCACAGUCGUUGAGGUACAAGAUAAAAUAAUUCUUGCUGUGAUAACUCUCUAGAGUUGUAAAAUCCUGUCUCUUAGAAAUAUAAAGUGUUAUGCAGUGUUUUGGCAUUUGAUAAGUCUUUAAACGCAUUAACCUGUUUAUUCAACUGGACUUCCUGAACUGUGUUGUCUCACUGGUACCUUAAAGAACACACUGCCACCAAUGCAACCCCCAGCGUUGUGUUAAUGCAGGGCUGUUUUUGGUCUGAAUGCCUGCUAAGAGUCUACACCCAUGAUAGCGGCUCUGCGAAGCUGUACAUAUACACGGCAAUGUUUUCAUAUCUCUGCUGAUAUUUAGGAGAGCUCGAGGGUGUCCUAACCCUGAGAGUUUUGUCACCUUUAUUACUCCCUACUUACAUAAAGCUUUUAAAUCACCAUAUAUUUACUUUUCGUAUUGUAAAACACUUAUAUUAUUUUAAAACAGCAUCAUAGUGUCUACCAGGAGAAGUCUUCCUUGCUGAAAGUAUUAAGCUUCAUAAAUCACUCUCAAGUCCUAAUCUGAUGUAUUAGUGUAUAUCCUGAAAGGUUAACUUUCAUUAUGAUUUCUAGGAAUGAUUCUGAAGUGUGUAUCUAUCUGCCAAUUUUUUUCUAUUUUUGUGGAAAGUGGCCUUAACAACCCCUGUCUACAACUCGAUAUCCCUGCUCUGUUCAUCCAAUAAAUCAAAUCUGCUUAAUUAAUCUUGUGAUCAGUUGAAUGUUGCUCUUGAAGGUUACUCUUACACUUUGUUUUAAUUAGGAGUAAGUCAGUGAAAUAUGCCUUAUUCUUCACAGUCAAGUCAUUUUCAAUGCCCCUACUGUUAUCAUUCCUUGUAUCAUUACCUAAGAUCAUGUCAAAUUUUUGUUUUGCUAAUGCCUUAAAUUAAACAGCUGUUUUUUGACUCU